Hirsutella rhossiliensis is the source of this 4206-nucleotide messenger RNA. RefSeq names its product PIF1-like helicase domain-containing protein. The transcript has 14 exons. Gene Ontology annotation, biological process: telomere maintenance; DNA repair. NCBI's taxonomy places the organism in Eukaryota, Fungi, Ascomycota, Sordariomycetes, Hypocreales, Ophiocordycipitaceae. The record is from RefSeq and is a predicted model, not a curated record. The coding region runs from base 1 to 4206 and encodes 1401 amino acids. Gene Ontology annotation, molecular function: DNA helicase activity.
AUGUUCCCUGACGAGCUCAAGGGACUCACGCUGGUCGAAGAGAAGCUCGUCUCGCUCAACUCCUGCUAUGGGCACGUCAAGGGCCACAUCACAGUGUUUCCCAACAACGUGCAGGAGCUGGCGACCAGGUGCUCCCGCACCCCUUUGCAAGCACUGGACGAGAUCCACGUUUCGUGGCAGGGCGUGGAGAAGCCGGCACCGAGCGACCUGUCGAGUCUCUUGUCGGUGAGGCGGCGGGUCGUCGAGAGGGCUCUUGUUUGGCUGAAGAGGAGCAACCCCCACUACGCCGAGAUCGAGAUCGACGUGGCGGAGAUGGAGAGUUGGGGAGACCCGAUAGACGGGGUGCCGGCCUUGGUGUAUGAUCGCAUGGAGCGGAACGAGCCGUCCGCAUGGGAGAAAACGCGGACGGCGCACGUUGUGCCGCCCACGGAGCGCGCCAUGGACGACGAGGGGUCGGUGGAGAUCGAGGAACUCUUCGCUCUGCUCAACCAAAGGCAGGAAACGGGAGGCGAGGCUGAAGGGCACGGGCCCAACGAAGAAGGCGCGGGUCGUGAUGGAGUUGGUGCUAGCCCCGAUCAGAACGUUCGACCAAUCAACGAGGUGACGUCUUCCGGCAUGUUUGGGCUGGACGGACCGCCAGACGUGGCGGAUGUCGAGAAGCUGCGGUUUGCCUGUGACGCUGUUGGCGCAGGUGCCGACGACGGCCGCGCGGGCCGAGAACGUGGGUCGGAUCCUCGGUGGGGUCGAGGGCGUGGCGACGAUGGCAGUGAGCCAUACAUUCGAGUCUCGCGGGGGGAUGAGUUUGCCGACUCCUUUGAGACGUCCUUCUUCGCCAGAACGUUCCCGACCCUGUUCCCAUUUGGCGUUGGGGGACCAAGAGCUGCUGAGGCAGGGGCGGCAGCGGGAGACAUCGUAUCCUCCCGAAGCUUGAACCUCCGGAUUUGGGCCGACAUCGUGCUCCGGCGCCAUGGUGGCCGGUUUGCGUUGCACCACAUAUUUGCAUUUCUCGUCUUCAACAUGGGGGUGCGGUCGAGGAACCGCCGCGUCAGCAUGCUGAGUGUGGCGAGGAAGGACUUCGGCAAGGUCGAGCGCGUUGCCCGCUCGAUGACCGCGCAAAGGUUAGCGGCGGCGAGGGUCGAGUUGGAGAGCUCGGGCAAGACGACCGAUGAGGGCGUGAAGGAGCUUCUCAGGAGCCUCUCGCUGUACGGCCACCGGCAACCCAUGUCGAGAGAGGUUCGGCUCAAUAUGCGGCGGAAAAUCCAGUCGCUCAUCGUUGGCUACGGCGUUCCGGCCAUCUGGUUCACCAUCAACCCAAACGACAUUACGAACCCGGUGAAGCUGCGACUGGCGGCAUAUCGGACACGCGAUCCCGGCGCGGCCGAGGAGUUCCUAGAAGGCCUUGGGAGUGCGUACAAGCGGACAAGGCUGGCCAUGUCCGAUCCGAUGAGCGCCGCCGUAUUCUUCCACCGGGAGAUGAAGCUGUUCUUCGAUCAUUACGUGAAGGUCGGAGAAGACUCGAUGCUUGCCGACAUCCACGGGGAGGAUCAGGCGGCGUAUCGCGAGCGAAUCAUACGAUACGUCGAUAGUGUCUUCUCCGAGGAUCUGGAUCAGGAAGGGUUCUGCGCCGUGCAAGCGGAGCGAUCUGUGACGUCCGAUAUUUCCUCCCUGCUGGACAACACCGAGCAGUUUUCGGCCGCAUUUGACGAGGAGGCCAACUUCUGUGCCGGCGCUACACAGAUCCGGAGGACUCACAGCAUGGUCAAUCGAUGGAACAAGGCUAUCGCUGUUGGGCUCCGGCACAACCACGACAUUUCCUUCAUUGCGACGCAGCGCAAGACCAUGGCCCUUAUGUAUUAUGUCACGAACUACGCGACGAAGGUGGAGGACCCGGUGUGGAAGCGUGUGGCGGCCGCGGCCGAUCUCCUGGCCGCCUCAACGGGUGACGGCACGGCCAACGGAGGACAGGACGACGGUGGAGGUGCUGUCGAGGUCGUCGCUCAUCUUCUUGGAUAUCCGGCCGAGUUCACCAACAGCAGCGCCUGGGCGUACCUGAACACAUCUCUGCUGUACUGGGAAGUCUUUCGACGGUGGCCGUAUCUCCGACGAGCAAGUGGCGCGGCGGCCAUAGAUGAUACUCUGGAUGAGUCGGUGCUCAGGCGGCCGGGCAAGCAUGCUACCGUCUGCCUCGAUGGCUACCUGAGCAAGGACUUCGGCCACAACGACGACGAGGAGUCGUGCCACCGGAGGGCAGCCGUGCAGCAUCUUGCGCUAUUUGUGCCGUGGGAGUCCUUUCUGUGCGAAGAAACAGGUGAGAUCAAUAGCAUCUGGGAGCGGGCGCGAGAGGCGCUGGCCCCGAGAAUAUCAUGUCUCGUCGACAACGUGCAGCUGCUUCGACGAUCAGCCGAAGACGCAAAGCGCGACGCCAAGCAAUGGGCGGCCUCAUCCGGCGAUGGCGAUUCCACGGUCGCCCACGUCGAGGAGGGCGAGACAGGCGAGGCGGGCGCAGAAUUUGCAGCGACGUAUCGGUCCAACAACAUCGGAGACGCAACGCGCCUGAUCGACGUCGUCCGAGGCGCAGUGGGCACGAAUCAGGUGACGGCCAAGUCGCCGGAGCUCAUGGCAAUGAUGCGGCAGCUCUGUCGAUUCCAGCAAUCGGCGCUCUGCUCAACGGCCGAGCUCGAGGCCAUCGCGAUUCCCGAACAAGGGUUGAGGUGCAUAAGCAUGCCAGGGCGGGUAUUUUCCGGGGCCGCACUACCGCCGCAGGAUCAGGUCAAGGCUAUCAAGUCGCAGCAGAUAAUCGCAGUCCGGGAAAGCGAUCGCCGAGCUGCGUUGCGGAGGGUGAUGACCGGCUUCGGGGAGGACGACGUCGAAAUGACGACAGCCGACUCCGACGAGACGGCUAGCGACGCAGAAGCGGGAAUGCGCGUCCAGUUUGGCCCAUCGACCUCCUUCUUCGCGGCGGGCAAGGAGUUGUCAACACGGCUAACGCUGAACAAGAGGCAGUCGAUCGCUUUCCUAAUAAUAUGCCGCCAGCUCGAUUUGAUGCGACAAACGAAUAGGGGCGAUGCCGGCCAGCUCUGCCAGCUCGUCGGCGGCGAGGGGGGCACCGGCAAGUCGCGGAUCAUUGGGGCACUCGUCGAGCUGUUCAGUGGGAAGAGCCUUUCGAAUCGUCUGCUGAUCACGGCGACGUCAGGGACUGCCGCGGCGCAGAUCAACGGCAUCACGAUCCACUCCGCCUGCGGGUUCACUAAAGACCAAGGGGCGGGCGGCGCGAACACAGCCAAGGACCUUGACGGGGUGCGGCUGACAAAACGGGCGGAGCGGUUCAUCCACGGCCAGUCUCGGAUGGACUGGCAGGAGAAGGACGUGCUUGUCAUCGACGAGAUUUCGGGGAUCCCCAUCGUCCUCUUCUGCGGAGACUUUCAGCAGUUCCGGCCGGUCCAGAGAGACAACUCGUUCAAGGCCGAGCAGCGGCACCAGCACGACAAAGCGCACGCGCUGUGGAAGAGAUUCACGACGGUCGUCAUGUUGAACGAGCAAAUGCGCGCCGGGGAUCCGGAAUUGCAGGGGCUGCUGAAGCGGAUCCGGCAGGGUGUGCAGGACCGCACGGAUCUGGACCUCCUCAACUCAAGGAAUCGGUGGAACCUAAACAUGGAGGCAAGCUUGGCGUUCCGGGUCCAGCAGCGGUCGACGAUGCGCAUCUUCAUCUCCGAGCACAAGUGGAAGGAGGGCCUGCCGACCGAGGAAGAAGCGAUCAUGAUACUCAAUCAAGGCGACGAUAGCGCGAUCCCCGUGCCGGCCGUCUUCAUGUUCGUGGCCGGGAUGCCGGUCGUCGUGAACCACAACACCCAUCAGGGGCUGAAGCUGGUGAACGGCGCCGGCUACUCGGCGGUGGAGGUCAUUGUCGACAAGGCGUCCCCAGGGCAUCGAAUCUCGUCCGACAUGACGAUCCACUUCGGGCCGCCGGCGGGGAUAUUACUGGAAUCGGCGACGACAAAGGACCUCCACUUCAACGACGUCAGCCGGAAGGGAUUGCCGUGCGCAGCAGCCUUCGCCUGCACGGACUACAAGGUGCAGGGCAGAACGCCAGAGCGCGUGGCCCUGGAGCUGCGGGGACACGGACGACGAAAGUCGAUGGAAGGGCCGUGCCCUCGCAAUGCGACCCGUACAGCUUAUAUGUGCAGCUAUCGCGCUGUCGAACGCUAG